Messenger RNA from Zootoca vivipara (common lizard), 1804 nucleotides. RefSeq names its product CWF19 like cell cycle control factor 1 (gene CWF19L1). The record is from RefSeq and is a predicted model, not a curated record. Gene Ontology annotation, molecular function: RNA lariat debranching enzyme activator activity. NCBI's taxonomy places the organism in Eukaryota, Metazoa, Chordata, Lepidosauria, Squamata, Lacertidae. Gene Ontology annotation, cellular component: post-mRNA release spliceosomal complex. Gene Ontology annotation, biological process: mRNA splicing, via spliceosome.
GGAAGUGUUCUCGCGUCGCCCCUUCUGCCGGAAAGAGGAAGCGCGAGGGAGAGCGAUGGCGCCCGGAGGAGCCCUGAGAGUGCUGGUCUGCGGGGACGUGGAGGGUCGCCUGGGCUCCCUGUACAGCCGCGUCCAGGCGGUGCAGAGCAAGAGCGGCCCCUUCGACCUCCUCUUGUGCGUGGGGAACUUCUUUGGCUCGGCCCAAGACCCAGAAUGGGAGCAAUACCAGACAGGAGCCAAGAAAGCUCCUAUACAGACAUACGUCUUGGGUGCCAACAACAGUGAAACAGCACAAUGUUUUCCAGAUGCCAGUGGAUGCGAACUAGCGGAGAACAUCACUUACCUGGGACGUAAAGGGGUCUUCAGCGGAGCCUCUGGGCUGCAGAUUGCCUACCUCAGUGGAACAGAGUCCACAGGGGGGGAACCAACUCCAGCCCACUGCUUCAGCACCAAGGAUGUGACUGAUCUUAAAACCUCCCUGCUGUCCACCUCUAAGUUCAAAGGCGUAGACAUCUUGCUGACAUCGUCUUGGCCAAAGGGAGUAGAAAUCUUUGGAAAUAGCCCUGGUGACAUAGACACUAAGAAAUGUGGCUCUGGCCUGGUGUCUUUACUAGCUGCGAGUCUGAAGCCAAGGUACCAUUUUGCUGCCCUGCAAAAGGUCUAUUACGAAAGACUUCCCUACAGGAACCACGCAGUUCUCCAGGAGGCAGCCCAGCAUGUCAGCAGGUUCAUUGCCUUGGCUGGGGUGGGCAAUUCCAACAAGAGGAAGGUACAGAGAGUUCCAGGGACCUUCCUGUCUCCUCUGAUGAGAAUCAUCAAAGUAAUCACCAUUUCAUUGAUGGAAACAAGUCAGUUGUUUGUGUUUCUCCUCACUUUCUUUGCUGUUUGCUUCCUCCAGUAUCUCUACGCCUUCAGCAUCCUCCCAAUGAGCUCCAUGGAGCCUAUAGAGCUGGUCAAGCAGCCACAAGAUGUGACGGAGAACCCCUAUCGAAGGCCUGGGGGCGGCAAGAGCUGUGCCCACCUGCUGCCAAACGAAAAGGAGGAGCUGGCUCCCCAGUUCUUCUUUGACUUAAGCAGCAAGCCAAAAGGAAGGAAGCGCCGCCCAGAAGGUGGGGAGGGGCAGCAGCCCAAGCGUGCCCCCAACAAGCCCCCCCUGCCAACGGCCGCCUGCUGGUUUUGCCUUGCUAGCCCAGAAGUUGAGAAGCAUUUGGUGGUGAGCAUCGGCACUCACUGCUACCUGGCCCUGGCCAAAGGGGGCUUGACUCCAGACCAUGUCCUCAUCUUGCCUAUUGGGCACUGUCAGUCGAUGGUAGACCUGGCGUCAGAGGUGGUGGAAGAAGUAGAGCAGUACAAGUCUGCCCUGAAAAGGUUCUUCGGGGCCAGAGGGAAGAGAUUUGUGGCCUUUGAGAGGAACUACCGCAGUCAGCACCUCCAGCUCCAGGUGGUUCCUGUUCCCCUGAACUGCUGCACUACGGAAGACAUCAAGGAGGCCUUCAUCGUCCAGGCGGAGGAGCAGCGAAUCGAGUUGCUGGAGAUCCCAGAGCACUCGGCUCUCAAGCAGAUAGUCCAGCCAGGGACGCCUUAUUUCUAUGUGGAGCUCGAUAACGGGGAGAAGCUCUUCCACCGUAUUAGGAAGAGCUUUCCCCUCCAGUUUGGAAGGGAGGUCCUGGCCAGCGAAGCCAUCCUGGGCAUGCCUGGGCGGGCAGACUGGAGGAGCUGCCAGGCGGGGCAAGAGGAAGAAGCCACGGCAGCCCAAGACUUCCGCCAGGCCUUUGAGCCCUUUGACCUCGUCCAGGAAGAUUAA